AUGUCGCUUUUUGGCCAAACGGCAUCCGCUGCUACAGCUGCAAACCCGGCACAAGGUGAUAUCAAAUCCGAUGUACCAGUUACGAAUCCGCCAGAAGACAGUAUAUCUGCACUUGCAUGGUCAAGUGCGGGAGACUAUCUGUCCGCUAGCUCGUGGGACAAGAAGACGUAUGUUUAUCAGGUGCAGGCUGGUGUGAGCUCAGGUUUGACGACGAUUACGCAUGAAAAGCCAGCGCUGGAUACGUGUUGGUCGAGUGAUGGUACUAAAGUCUUUUCUGCCGGCGCAGACAAAGCCGUGUUCAUGGUGGACAUGAAUAACAUGGGCCAAGGGCAGAAACAGGUCGCAGCCCAUGAUGACACAAUAAGCUGUGUGCGUAUUCUGGUAGUCAAUGGCAAAGAUAUGCUAGUUACAGGCUCAUGGGACAAAACGAUCCGGUACUGGGAUCUCACAUCUUCGACCCCUCAGGCCCAAGUCACAGUUGCAGAACGGGUCUACACGAUGGACACAAAAAAUAAUCUACUUGUAGUUGGUACUGCAGAUCGCUGGAUUGAGGUUUUUGACGUCAGCAGCAACCCAUCAGUUCCCGUCAAAAAGCUCCAGAGUCCGCUGAAAUGGCAGACACGGGUUGUGUCGUGCUUCAAUGAUGCCUCGGGUUAUGCAGUCGGAAGUAUCGAAGGCCGAUGUGCGAUACAAUAUGUUAAGGAUAGUGACAGCGGCUCGAACUUCUCCUUCAAGUGCCACCGGCAGAACGAUACAAACAAUCGAGACGUUGCCAAGGUGUAUUCUGUCAACUGCAUCUCAUUUCACCCUGUACACGGCACAUUCAGCACUGCGGGUGCCGAUGGGACUUUCCAUUUUUGGGACAAAGAUGCCAAGCAUCGUUUGAAGGGCUAUCCAGAAGUCGGUGGUACAAUCAGCGCGACAGCGUUCAACCGGAAUGGAGAGAUCUUCGCGUAUGCAGUCAGUUAUGACUGGAGUCAAGGGUUUCAAGGAAACAAUCCGAACUACCCGAACAAGAUCAUGCUGCAUCCUGUCGGUGCGGAUGAGUGCAAACCACGACCCGGGAGCAAGAAGCGAUAGUAAAGGAUAUCUUGUGGCUGAGACAUCAAAAAAAUCGAACCAGUUGACUAAUAUCGAUCCAAUGAAUGGCAUGGCGUUAUGGGUGUAUAGUAUAUAUAGGAUGUUUCGCGAGCAUUUCGAAAUGUUCUGGCGGAUUUGUUGCACGUAGAGCAUGGAAAAUGGUUCGUACUUAGGACUGCAGGAUAUCCGACUUAUUCGUAUAUCGCAAUGAUCACAUCCUAUGAGGCAAUAUCCGCCUUGGAUUUCAGCAAAUCAGAUUCCUGCUUAUUAUUCAACAUC
Molecule: messenger RNA, 1359 nt
Organism: Pseudovirgaria hyperparasitica
Lineage: Eukaryota; Fungi; Ascomycota; Dothideomycetes; Acrospermales; Acrospermaceae
Product: WD40 repeat-like protein
Exons: 3
Coding region: 1-1080 (359 amino acids)
Biological process (GO): transcription-dependent tethering of RNA polymerase II gene DNA at nuclear periphery; RNA export from nucleus
Cellular component (GO): nuclear pore
Molecular function (GO): ubiquitin binding; RNA binding
Source: RefSeq, a predicted model, not a curated record